Messenger RNA from Adineta ricciae, 1851 nucleotides. NCBI's taxonomy places the organism in Eukaryota, Metazoa, Rotifera, Eurotatoria, Adinetida, Adinetidae. The record is from the annotation of a GenBank genome assembly.
AUGAUGUUCAUACAAUUCGUUGUGGUUCUAUUCGUUAUUCAACGUAGUAAUGGGGUUACUAGUCCCGUUUCGCCGUUCACGACUUAUCAACAUACAGUUGAACUUCAACCAAAUGUUUCUGAUCUUUGGUGGACAAUCAAUGAAACAAAUCAAACGAUUCUCUUCGAGUUACAUAUCAAAACAACCGGAUGGAUUGCCUUAGGCAUUAGUCCAACCGGAGGAAUGGUCGGUGCUGAUAUUGGUGUUGGAUGGGUUGAACAAAAUGGAACAGUGCGCUUCCUAGAUGAAUAUGCAAAAACAUUUACACUACCAUUACUAGACAACAGCACUGAUUGGUUUGCUUUGCAAGGUCGAGAACAGAAUGGCUGGACUGCCAUUCAGUUUACGCGUGCUCUUGAUACAUGUGAUUCUAUGGAUGUAGCAAUUCAACCUGGCACUAAUCAUCUAAUCUUUGCAUAUGGUCUGGCAGAUCCAACUUGGAAUACCACUAGUAAUCCUAUAACUUACCAUGAAACUCGCAGAGGUUCAUAUUCACUAUCUCUGCGAUCAUACAGUGAUCCACCAUUGGAAAGCAAAUUCGCUAAAUCGAAUUACUUUGAUUUUCGAAUAAACAACUAUACUAUUCCAGCACAAGACACCACGUAUUACUGUAAAGUUUUCAGAGCACCAGCUAAUUAUACUACAAAGCAACACGUUAUCGCCAAUAAAAUGUUACUCAGUUCUACUGAUAUAUCAAAAAUUCAUCAUUUAUUGAUGUAUGAAUGUGAUUCGACAGUUACAUUCAACGAUUCAAAUCUACCGAGUGACAUAUGUGAGAAUAUUUACAACAAAAUCGGAGCUUGCAUGUCAAAUAUUGCUACUGGUUGGGCUGUCGGCGGAGAUGUGAUGUCUGAAUUUCCUUCGGAUGCCGGUUAUCCAAUCGGUGGUAAUGCCACUGUUAAAUACUAUGUCGUUCAAAUGCAUUAUACUAACUCAGAUUUAUGCACAAAUUGUCAGGACAGUUCCGGUAUUCGAUUUUAUGUAACUGAUGAACUGCGAAAAUAUGACAUCGGUUAUCUAACAUUUGGAACAGAUACAGAUGCACUUGGUUUAACAAUUCCACCACAAGUUGAAACGUUUUCCGUCGAUACUUAUUGCCCAGCGUCAGCAACUGCACUUUUCCCAGCUAGUGGAAUUACUAUAAUAAACGCCUUUCCACACACGCAUCUGCAAGGAAAAAGUAUAUGGACAAAAAUCAUUCGAAAUAAAACUGCUGUUGGAUACCUAUUCGAUGCUGAAACAUAUGAUUUCAAUUAUCAGUUUAACAAUCGUCUUCCGAACCGAAUAACGAUCUAUCCUGGUGAUGAGUUCAGUACACGUUGCGUUUACAACACAAUGAACAAGAAUAUAACGACAUUUGGCGGUGAAAGAACAGUAGAUGAAAUGUGUCUUCAUAUGUUCACCUAUUUUCCUCGCAUGGAGAAUAUGUCUCUAUGUCUAUCGGUGAUUUACCCAGUAGCUUGGAUGAAUUUCUUAGGAAUAAACACCGCUUUGAAUCAAACUGCAGCUGCUGUGGAAAAGAUAGCUUCGAACAUGACUUGGACAUCAAACAUGACCACGAAAUGGCAAAAUUUCUAUAACAAUGCUACGCGUAUCACUGUGUUCGGACGUGGAAGAAAUGCACAACAUGCGAUGGUACCAAGUGUGUCAGACUAUCGUGAUUUGCAAAAAACCGCGUGUGUUCCGAGAGGAAGUAUUGUCAAUACAUCCAGUGCUAUACGGACAAUCCAUUUUGGUAUAUGGCAUGUACUAAUCAUAAGUAUUUCAGUUCUUUCAUUUUUAACUAAAAUGAAUAGUCAACACAUGAAAUGA